AUGGCUGAGACUUUGAAUAAGAAGAGGAAUAAGAAGAAGAAGAGGAAAAGGACAAGAAAGUGGCGAAGGAAGAAGAAAAAGACGAAGACGGGAGGGAAAAGGACGCCCCUAGCAGCAGGCAGAGAUGGAGAUGAACAAAUAGUUAUUUGGAGCAGAGAGAUAGAGAUAGACAGAGAUAGAGACAAGAGACAAGAGACAGAGAUAGAGAUAGAGAUAGAGAUGGUCGAGAAGAGGCCGCCGUGUUCUGUAACGAUGAGUGUUUCGAGCAGAAAAGGGGCCAACGACGGGCAGGGAAGAAGCAAGAAGAGGGACAAAGACAGACAGACAGACAGACAGACAGACAGACAGACAGUAGUAGAAGAAGAAGAAGAAAUGGCUAGAGGCGAUCGCGGGGCGGUUGCAGAGAGAUCGGGUAGCCGAUGUCUUAUAGGCAGGGAUGGGCCGGCUGGCGGAGAUUUGAUAUUGGAUAUAGAUGAAGGAGGAGAAGAAGAAGCAGAAGAAGAAGAAGAAGAAGUAGACGGAGACAAUGAAGUAGACGAUGGAGAGGAGUAA
Molecule: messenger RNA, 552 nt
Organism: Trichophyton benhamiae CBS 112371
Lineage: Eukaryota; Fungi; Ascomycota; Eurotiomycetes; Onygenales; Arthrodermataceae
Exons: 4
Coding region: 1-552 (183 amino acids)
Source: RefSeq, a predicted model, not a curated record